Messenger RNA from Anopheles cruzii, 5288 nucleotides. RefSeq names its product F-box/WD repeat-containing protein 7 (gene ago). The transcript has 8 exons. The record is from RefSeq and is a predicted model, not a curated record. Gene Ontology annotation, biological process: ubiquitin recycling; proteasome-mediated ubiquitin-dependent protein catabolic process. Gene Ontology annotation, cellular component: cytoplasm; nucleus. The annotation marks the transcript as partial. Gene Ontology annotation, molecular function: ubiquitin binding. NCBI's taxonomy places the organism in Eukaryota, Metazoa, Arthropoda, Insecta, Diptera, Culicidae.
AGCCUGAAGCAGCUACCACAGGCAGUGCCGGCCGCCGACAGCGUACCACCCGCCAGCCCGAUCAGUCGCAUCGAGUCGCCCAUCGUGGUGUUGGGGGCCGAUCUGAUCCGUGACCCGGAUGGAGGGACGACGACGCUCAGCGACAGCGGUUCCAUCACGCCACGGGCGCUCUGUGAGCAUCAUUCCGUCACCGUGGGCAACGUGACCCCCGUAGCCGGCGCCGGCGAUGGCAAGCAAGGAGCCCUCGACGAGGACUCCCGUCAGCGGCUGCUCCGCAUUCCGGACAGUCACGAUGAUAGUGAUGACGUUGAUAUUAGCACCCAAGAGGAUCAUCACCAGGAGUGUCCCAUCAUGAUGGAGACCCCGGCCGUUGAUCGGAGCGAAGCGCACGAACUGAGUGGGAGCGUGAGGUUACUCGCCGCCGCCGCCAACGGUGGCGGUGCUCGGGACCACCCGGCUCAUUCCGGCGGAAAGCUGGUGAUCAUCCGGGAAAAGUUGGCCAAACCGAAGCGCCUGAGCGAUGAGUUCUUCUCGGCGGAUGACGAUAACGAAGACGAUGACGAGGACGAGGAGGAGGACCGUGAGGAGGACGAGGAGAUCGUGCGGACGACAUCGUGCGUGCAAGCGAUCGACGAUGUGGGCGAUUGCGAUGCUCACGCCAGUUUGAACGAAAUUAAAAAUCUCAGCAUCACCGGCAGCAGCACCGCAUCUACUACCGGAAGCCAAUCCCUCGGCGGCGGCGGCGGCAGUGGUGAUCCGGCGGAGGACGACAGCGAUGAUGAUGAUGAGGACGACGGAGAAGAAGGAAGCGUGGCGGCGGACAAGCCGAACGAGGAAGACGACGAGCAGCUUCUUCUGGACGAUGUGCAAUCGAUGGACGCGAUCGAGCGGCGCGACUUUGAGCAGGAGCAGCGACUGACGGGUGGCUUUUUGCUCAGAAACAGAUCCCUGAUAUCUGCCGAUAGACUGAAUUUAGAAUUUAUAAAUACAAUCCACAACAACAACCAGCAGCAGCCUUCGAGCAACGAGCCCGCGCAGGCGUCGUCCUCGUCUCAUCAGCCACAAGGAUCGGUCGAAGGGCCGAUCGCCAAACACCAAGCUACGGAUGGCGGCGAGAUGGAGGAGGCCGCAGACGAGCUGGAAGAGGACGUGUUGCUGGAGGAGAUCGCACGCUCUUCGCCAACACCGUCGACGGCCACACAGCUUACAACAACGCCAACUAGUAGUAGAUAUCAAUACAAACACGAUCCUCACCAGCAGCAGCAGCAUCGUGCCGGCGUUACAUCGGGCAACAGUAACGGGAAGCUCGAUGGCGAUAGCUUUAGUAGUAGUUAUAGUAGAACAAAUGAGAACAAUAGUACAACAACCAAGCGCGCGGUGAACAAGCUAACGAGGAAUCUGUCCGCCAGUCUGGCCAACUGCAGCAAGGAUGGCGAUGGCUAUGGCGAUGGUGUUGACGCCGGCGGGCAGGCGGAAGAUGCCACCGAAGCACCGUCGAAUUCCCUGUCGUCGUCAUCGGUGUCCUCGCUGGCAUCCUCUUUGCACGAAUCGUUCAACGGCGCACCCGGGAAAGGACAACGGCAGCAGCAGCCUUCCGAUGCCUUCCUGAAUGCAAACUCCAACGAUAGCCUGUCGUCGGAGCAAUCCGUUUACGUGGCCCGAGACGCAGAGGCCGCGAAGACAGCGGUGGACAUUCUUUCGGCCGAAAGCGGCCUGGUGGCGGAUCUGCUGCCGCACACGGAAGAAGAGAUCACAGCGCACGAUCCGUGCUCCAGUUCGUCCGCUUCGUAUUCCUCUUCGUCGUCUCCGGCGCCCUCCCAGACGCAACCGCACAACGGUGACGUGACGAUGGAUGGGUCACACUCCUCGUCGACCUCCUCUUCGAUACUGCCCCCGACGGCUUCACUGUCCAUCACCGGGCCGGGUUGCUCCGGCUCCUCCGGCUCACCGUCGUCGGCGAGUGUCGUCGAAAAGCGCGACCCACCGGAACCGGAAGCGAAUGGUGGUUGCCUCUCAGCGGCGGCCACACAGCCCUCGACCAGCUCUGCUUUCAGUUGUCCCUUUUCGAAGGAUAUCAAAGCAACGAACAGCAAGUCGGCCACCAGUAAGAUAUCAUCUUCCGCAUCAUCAUCCUCUGGCGGCGGCAGCAGCAGGAUGGUGGUUGUGAAACAGAAAAGUGGCUCUUCUUCGAGCCAUCACCAUCAUCACCACCAACGGCAACAUCACCAUCUUCGUCGUGGCACCGCCGCGGAUGAUGCUGCAUCGGCGGCGGCCGGUGGUGCCGGUGCCGUUGCUGCGUAUCAGCAGUGCGAUGCCAGCACCAACACGUCGAACUCGCCGGAAUCGAGUGAACCGGAAAUCGAUGAGGAAGAUUGGGCCGACUGCGAGGAAGGGACGGACGAGGAAGUGUGCACGUGCCGUGACUACACCGACGAGGAUGGGUUCGCGACGAGCGAAGAUGAGCUGCCGUCGCGGGAUGUCGAUCUUUCGAGCUACACCCAGCUCGAUGCGAUCUCCGAAGAUCUGUUGCCCGAUGCGCAGACUCCGCGGCUUCACCGUAAGCGGAAGUUGACCGAAAAUCGCAACCUCUUUGGCGAUACGGCGGCGGCCAUCGGUAGUCCGUCGGCGGCGAACGCAGAGUCGCUCAACUACACCAGCCGCAAGCGUCUGGCGCUCGAUGCGGCUGCGGCCACCACGACGACGGCAAUCAGCUGCUCCGGCUCGUUGACGGUAGCGACCGUUACAACACCCAGAUCGCUGCGCAGUCCCAUGAAUAUUGCAACGACACCAACUUCAUCCGUAUCGGGAGAACGCAAGACCCCUAGAACCAUUAUACCGACCAAAGAUAAUCCUCCUCCCGAGCUGAACGAGUGGCUGCUCCAGUUCCAGCGAUGGACGCACGUGGAGCGGCUGGUGGCGGUGGACCGUCUGAUCGAGCACUGCGAACCGACCCAAGUUCGGCACAUGAUGAAGGUGAUCGAGCCACAGUUUCAGCGUGAUUUCAUCUCGCUCCUCCCGAAGGAGCUCGCCCUCCAGGUGCUGUCCUAUCUGGACCCGAAGGACCUGCUGCGUGCCGCCCAGACGUGCAGCAGCUGGCGCUUCCUGGCGGACGACAAUCUGCUGUGGAAGGAAAAGUGCAAGGCAAGUGGUAUCGUCGUGGAACCGUCAACCGAUCGGCCGAAGCGGGGCCGCACCGGCAACAUGCCGCCCAUUUCUUCGCCCUGGAAGGCGGCCUACAUGCGGCAGCACAUCAUCGAGAUGAACUGGCGAUCGCGCCCGAUCCGCACGGCGAAGGUACUGAAGGGUCACGACGAUCACGUCAUCACGUGCCUUCAAUUCUGCGGCAACCGCAUCGUGUCCGGUUCCGAUGACAAUACGCUCAAAGUUUGGUCCGCCAUUACGGGCAAGUGCCUUCGAACACUCACUGGCCAUACGGGGGGCGUGUGGUCAUCGCAGAUGGCCGGCAAUAUUAUCAUCUCGGGCAGUACCGAUCGAACGCUGCGCGUCUGGAACGCCGAAACCGGCCAGUGUAUGCACAUCCUGCACGGACACACCUCAACCGUGCGUUGUAUGCAUCUCCAUGGCAACAAAGUGGUCAGCGGGUCUCGUGACGCCACGUUGCGCGUGUGGGACGUCAAUCUGGGGACGUGUCUGCACAUGUUGGUGGGCCACUUGGCGGCGGUACGGUGCGUGCAGUACGACGGUAAGCUGAUCGUUUCCGGUGCGUACGAUUACAUGGUGAAAGUGUGGAACCCGGAGCGCCAGGAGUGUCUGCACACCCUCCAAGGACACACCAACCGAGUUUAUUCGCUGCAGUUUGAUGGGGUGCACGUGGUUUCCGGGUCGCUGGACACUUCGAUACGCGUAUGGGAUGCCGAGACGGGCUCCUGCAAGCACGCGCUGAUGGGCCACCAAAGCCUUACGUCGGGCAUGGAACUGCGGCAGAACAUUCUCGUUUCCGGCAACGCCGAUUCCACCGUCAAGGUGUGGGACAUCAUCACUGGCCAGUGCUUGCAGACUCUGUCUGGCCCCAACAAGCACCAGUCGGCCGUCACCUGUCUGCAGUUCAAUACGCGUUUCGUCAUCACCAGCUCCGACGAUGGAACCGUGAAGCUGUGGGACGUAAAGACUGGCGAUUUUAUCCGCAAUCUGGUUGCACUGGAAUCGGGCGGAACCGGUGGCGUCGUGUGGCGCAUUCGCGCAAACGAUACGAAACUGAUUUGCGCCGUCGGCUCGCGCAACGGAACGGAAGAAACCAAACUGAUGGUACUGGAUUUCGAUGUGGAAGGUGCCUGCCUGAAAUGCUCAUAGUUAGUAAGAACGAAAAACUGAUGAGACCCUGAGAGAGAGGUCAUCUAUUCCAUCCCCGAUUCCCAACUCAUGCGCCCGCCUCCCGCCGCCAAUCCUUGCUCUGCUCCGCCAUCCCGAACCCCCGAGUCCUUGCCAUUUUACAAUGAUACAAAUGCUUCUUUAACAACAGCGAGCACGAACCGAUCGCGCUUUGUCGUUCCCUUUGAAGAUUGUAACAACUCACGCACGACGCAACUCACACAAGUUAGGAUAAUGUAUUUAAAAUUAAGCAUUACGAAGAAACGCAGGAGCUAGCAGCAGCAUUGGAAGACGGAGGGUGGUAUGGUUGGCCACAGGAAGAGAGGUUCUCCCCAGGGAUCCCGGUUUAGGCUUCGUUUGUCGGAUCGAAAGCGAAGUGGUCGAAGAAGGCGAUGAUCCCGUGCUCGGUACGAAACGGUGGUCCGAAUUUGAAUGAUUCCGAAGUUUAAAAGAAUGCAGAACACAUGGCUUUCGGGCAGAAGAACUCAAAAUCCCGCCCCGCCCAGUCCCUGGAUAUACUUUGUCGCCUCUUGCGCGCUUCGCCAUGAACUUGGCGGGGUGCUGCCCCCAUUGCCAUUCCGAAGGGCCUCAUGCAAUAACGAUAGAUCUCAACGGAUUCUACCCACAGUUAGUUUUAUACACAUCCGGUACUGCCGCGUCUGUCGCACCUCCGCCCCGUUGGGGUGGUGCGCAGGGUUUUCUUUCCCAAAACUUUAGCUCAUAAUAUAGUGAAUUUUUCUUAUAGUUAAUAUUUCAUCUCUCCUCGUUGCCCUCGGCGUGGGCUCUAUUAGGUUUUUAUUACCGUUUAUAGUCCUCCGUGUGUGUGUGUUUGUAACCCUUCCCCUAUCCGUUUGUUUUGUGUCGAAAUUCACAAUCACUGUUGUUGAGUUUUACGUUGUUUUUAUUCUCUUCUCGCGCGGCGCCAGAUGUUGAUGCUCUUUUUAGCGAUUGUUUCGAUC